Molecule: messenger RNA, 562 nt
Organism: Exaiptasia diaphana
Lineage: Eukaryota; Metazoa; Cnidaria; Anthozoa; Actiniaria; Aiptasiidae
Exons: 1
Source: RefSeq, a predicted model, not a curated record
AUGACUUCUCUWGAGCAGGUUAAGGACUUGAUCCUUAAAGAAUUGAAACCUAUAAAUCUAAAAGUUGAGGMAUUAACUAAAAAKUUCACUGAUAUUGGYAAGGCARUUAAAUUCAUGUCGAACCAAUAUGAYGAGCUCCUUCAACAGCUUCAAACGUCCAACGCCAAAAUUAACAAACAUGACGCCGAUAUACUAAAGGCAAAGCAAGACAUYAAGCUUAUUGAUAAACGAGCAUCAGAAGCACUUGACCAACUCGACGAUCUUGGCCAAUAUUUAAGAAGAGAUUGCCUUGAGAUUACGGGAAUCAAAACAUCAGAAACACGAUCGUCCGAAGACAUAGUGGAAUCGAUUGGCGAUGCCAUAGGAAUGGAUAUUCAGGCCGAAGACAUUUCGAUUGCACACCCGCUCCCUUCUCGUGACCCGGAUUCACCACCUAAGAUAAUCGUCAAAUUCACUCGAAGGAAUACUCGAAAUAAGUUCUACGCUGCCCGAAAGAACCUCGCCAAUAAGAAAGUUAAGGAUCUCCCGUACCUGAAUUCUCCCAACUCCAACGACAAGGUCU